AUGAACUUCAUCACACAAAGAGUUGCGAGCAGAGCUGUUAGAGGUACUACCAAGAGCCUUCUUUCAGCGAAUAUCUUGAGAACAAACGUUGUUGGUAUCAAACGUUUCCAAUCUUCUGUUACAACACCUCCACUGGGUAAAGACGUCCCAUUGCAAGAGGAUGGAUAUCCAUACGUCAAGCCUGAGCUGUACUAUUACAGAGACCCGGAUGCGAAGUGGGAUGAUCCACAGAACCGUCGUAACGUUGGUGAAUUGUUGAACCCAGAUGAUGACAUUUUGAACUUGUGGGCUCCAACUUACUACGACACUGUGUCGGAUUCCACUGCAGUCUCAUUCCAGCUGAUAUUCUUUGCAGGAGUGGGAGUCUUCAGUGCUUUCAUGUACUUCUUUUUCUACCCAGAGCGUCGUGCUGUUCCAAGGGAGUAUCCAGAUGGGCUUGCACGUGACUUUGGUGCUAAGAACGACGACGAAGCCGCAUUGUACGGUAUGAGAGUGGACAAGACAUACUAAGAAGGUCCCCAGUUUGCUUUAACUUAUCUAUUCUAUUUAUUUUAACUUAUUUAUUUUACCAAAGUAUAUAUAUUUUUGACCCGUCACUAUAAC
Williopsis jadinii is the source of this 603-nucleotide messenger RNA. RefSeq lists its product as uncharacterized. Gene Ontology annotation, cellular component: mitochondrion. The record is from RefSeq and is a predicted model, not a curated record. The transcript has a single exon. NCBI's taxonomy places the organism in Eukaryota, Fungi, Ascomycota, Saccharomycetes, Phaffomycetales, Wickerhamomycetaceae. Bases 1 to 510 code for a protein of 169 amino acids.